UACUGGAUGUUCAAAUUCAGGGAUAUCACUCAAGAUCACUAUGACCCAAGGAACAAAACAUAUUUGCAGACGAAUUUUGCAUCAAUCAGUUCCAUUAUUCAUUCCAUUCCCACUCUGGUGACAACUGUAUUGGUUUCAAUGUUUGGACACAAACUUGACGUGAGAUUCCGUUUGUUGAGCACCCUCUCCAUUUUAACUGCGACUUUCAUACUUUUUACAAUAUUUGUUGUCGUUGAUACAGAUUCAUGGCAGAUGGGUUUUUUCAUUCUCACCAUGGUGGUCACUAUAGUGAAUUCAAUUGCAGGAAUCCUUUUGGGAGUUACAAAUUUCGCAAUAAUCGCAAAGUUUCCGACAGCUUACUUAAAAUUCCACAUGUAUGGAAGUACAACAGCAGGAAUUUUCAGCUCUAUACUUCAGGUAAUAUGUUUGUCUGCCGGAGGAAAUUCUACUCAAGUUGGUUUAUUGUAUUACCUUGUCGGUACAUCGAUAUUGGUUGUGACUGUGAUAACGGCUUAUUCAACAAAAUACCUUUCAUUUUUCCAAUUUUACAUGGGUGAUACUUCAGAAAGUACAAGAAAACCAAUGCCAUCUUUAUCAGUAUUGAUGGAAGUUUCAAAGAGGAUGUGGCCAUUCCUUGUAUCAAUGAUAUGGGCGUUGCCUACAUUUGCCUGGAGUUCUCCCACUAUUUUGAUAUUGAUAGUACCAGAAAAUUACAAACGAGGCGAUCCUUGGACAGGUGAGUCUAAUUUAUAUUUCAAUUCGCAACAGAGAUUCACACAACAAGUUGAGUUGAUCAAAUGACUUAGAGAUUACAGA
This is a messenger RNA of Leptinotarsa decemlineata (Colorado potato beetle), 816 nucleotides long. Its product is annotated as equilibrative nucleoside transporter 3. Gene Ontology annotation, molecular function: nucleoside transmembrane transporter activity. The record is from RefSeq and is a predicted model, not a curated record. Lineage: Eukaryota; Metazoa; Arthropoda; Insecta; Coleoptera; Chrysomelidae. Gene Ontology annotation, cellular component: plasma membrane. Gene Ontology annotation, biological process: nucleoside transmembrane transport.